ACAUGAAAGCCACAUACAUGUCUGAAGAGUCAAUCUGACAUAAGGUGACAGUUCAGCCUUUUUUUUUAAUUACUUUCAACAGUUCAAUACUAGUUUAUCCCACGUCUAUCGUUCUCCAGACUGCUUAAAACCCUUCUUCCCCGUUUGCAGUUUCCACACGCUCUACCCUGCCAGCUUAUUCCAUCCCGCCCCCUUGCAAGACAUCUCUCCUUCUCACCUUCUUUCCUCUCCAUUUGUAUUACUCAGCCGUCGCGACGACUCCUGCCGCCGAUAGCGGUCGUCCUCAGCGGCGCAUAGAUAGCCGCUGUCAAGAUCCUCAGGCAAGAAGUCAGCGACUCCUCUCAUACUGGCCGAGUCUACGUACCGUCGGCGCGUUCGGCCGGCGGCAAUGGCGUCGUCACCUCCGUACCGGUUCCCCGCACUCUGCGAGGAGGAGCCGACGCGACGCUCCGCCAGGCAGUCAUGCGGGACAUGCAGCGCGGCGGCGGUGGCCAACUGCGUGGCACUGUGCUGCUGCCCGUGCGCCGUGGUGAGCUGCUUCACGCUGGCGCUCGUCAAGGCGCCCUACGUGGCAGGCCGGCGAUGGGUCAGGCGCGCCAAGACGCGGCGUGUCAGCAGGGGCGUGCUGCGGAAGACGAGCCGCGUCCGGGACUUGGACGACCAGCUGUACCAGGCGGAGGGGCUGGGCGGCAGUGGCGGCGCCGCGCGGGCGAGCAAGGAGGACGACUGGGGCGGGCUGGGCAGGGCUGCCGCCUCGGGCUGGUGGGAGAACACCAACGAUGUAAAUUUGCUCGGGGAUGGCAGGAUGAGGGUGAGCGUGACGGAGAAGGCGUGGAUGGAGAUGUACGACGUCGGCCACUGGGGCUUCGGCCGGCUGUCCUUCUCGCUGGCCAGAGACGCCGCGCCCGCCGCGCAGGUGGUCAGGCACGACCCAGAGCCCCAAGAAGAUGGCACUGUUGCUGCGGGGCGGUGACAGAGUUUGUGCGGCAUGCCACGCCUUGGAUAAUUGUAUUGUGCUACAAACUUUGUUGCACGCGGUGACAUUGUGUGUGGUUUGUACGGAAAUACGGAAUGGACAGCUUGU
Messenger RNA from Aegilops tauschii subsp. strangulata, 1084 nucleotides. RefSeq lists its product as uncharacterized. Lineage: Eukaryota; Viridiplantae; Streptophyta; Magnoliopsida; Poales; Poaceae. The record is from RefSeq and is a predicted model, not a curated record.